GGUGCACUAGCAGAGAACAUAAUGCAGCAGGGGGCAGAAGUCGGGUGGUGGGUGGUGCUGCAAAACUGCCAUUUGGCCGAGUCAUGGAUGAUGCGCCUCGAGAUACUCUGUAGCCAGAUCCUUCAGUCUGACUCAACGCACCCCAACUUCCGUCUGUGGUUAACCAGCUACCCAUCUCCUGCCUUCCCUGUAUCACUGUUGCAAGAUGGCAUCAAGAUGACUAAUGAGCCCCCGCGUGGUCUUCGAGCCAACUUGCUGAAGUCUUACCACAAUGACCCUAUCAACGACCCAGAAUUCUUCAAUUCCUGCCAUAAUCAACGACCCUUCCAACGACUUCUCUAUGGCCUGUGUUUCUUCCAUGCACUCAUCCAGGAACGCAGGAACUUUGGUCCCCUUGGCUGGAAUGUUCCAUAUGAAUUCAAUGAGUCGGACAUUCGUAUUAGCGCGAAGCAACUCCAGAUGUUGCUAACUGAGUAUGAAGGGAGGGAGGUACCCUUAGAGGCAUUGGUGUACCUGACGGGCGAAUGUAACUAUGGCGGGCGUGUCACCGACUCCAGAGACCGCCGCCUUCUUCUUUGUCUCCUUGCCAAUUUUUACAAUCAUGACAUCAUCAGUGAUGAUAUGUACAAGGUGUGUGGGGUGGAGGAAUACCAGGUGCCCUCAGCCUCCACCUGGCAGGGUUAUGUAGACCAUAUUGCCAGCCUCCCACUCUCAACCCCACCUCAGGUAUUUGGUCUGCAUGAGAACGCUGACCUCGCUAAGGACCACCGGGAGACUGAUCAGCUGUUCCGGGGAAUACUGCAGUUGGAGCCGCAGCUGGGUGGGAGUGUUACUGGGGAUGUCGCAAUGGUGGUGAGAGACCUGGCCUGCGAGAUUCUGGCUCGGCUACCCAUGCAGUUCAAUCUGGCUGAAGCGGAGGAGCGUCACCCUAUCAGCUACACCCAGUCCCUCAAUAUUGUACUUAGACAGGAAUUACUCAGGUAUAACAGAUUGAUUGCUAUCAUAAAAACGUCUCUGAAAGGAGUUAGAAGGGCGGUCAGCGGGGAGAGUCUCAUGUCUGACGAGGUGGAGGACACCUACCAGUCCUUGGUGCUGGGUCGCGUGCCUCAGAUGUGGGAGAGCCGCUCCUACCCUUCCAAGAAAGCCCUCGCCCCGUACAUCAGUGACCUCCUGCACAGGCUAAAGUUCUUCCAGCGGUGGGCGGAUGAGAAAAUCCCCGACGUAUUCUGGUUUUCUGGGCUGUUCUUCCCCUACUCCUUCCUCACGGGCAUACGUCAGAACUAUGCCAGGAAACAUGCCAUACCCAUCGACAGGAUUGACUUCCUGUUUAAGGUAAUGGAAAAGGAGGUGGAAGAUAUCAUCCAGGAAUGUAUCAGACCCAACUUCGUGGAGUUGCCAGUGGUGAUCGAGCGGCUGCCCACGCCAAAUGUGCAGGGGCAGUACUACCCCCUCGACACUGACCUCGAAGACAACGAAUCGCUUCCUUACGAUAACGACUCCCCCCAGCUCAAGAAGGAGGGUGACCAGGUAACAAAAUGCAGAAACAGAUAUCAAAUGCCAGGCUAAUAACUUUAGUACAGGGAUUGAAGGAAGGAAGGAAGGGAAAGUAAGUAAUAAAUCAGAGAGAGAGAGAGAGAGAGAGAUAUAAACCAGAUUAAGUGGAAGGGAGUAUUCAGGAAAGGAUGAAGAGUAGAGUCAGGUAAACUAAAAGGCUGUCUUGGUAAGAAUUGGACUAUGAGGAUGGUGAAGACAGAAUGGGAAAUGAAAGAUUAGUUAUCAAAAGAGAACCACAUAACAGAGAGGGAAGAGCUUGAUAAAUAAUGAAGGAAGAGAGACCAGGUACAAGCAGAAAUAGAUAAGGAAGGAUGACAAGAUAACAAGUGGUAGAAGGAUGAAGAAGGAACUGAAUAAGGAGGGAAAAGGUAGCAAGAUCAUGAAAGGAGAAGGAUAAAUCUUACCAAGAUGACAGGUAUGCUAAUAGACAAAGGAAAAUGGCAUAUGUGUGCCCUAUAUUCAAACAGGGUGAUUAACACGGCUCAAACAAUUAAGGUGCAGCCUUCUGGAGUCAUCCUACUUCCAGAAAAAAUAAAUAGAAGUUGGAAGUUACACAAGCCCCCAAGCCCCAUCUGUACAAGCAGCCUAAAUAAUUGUGGCUAUCUUGUCAUCAGAUUUACUACCUCACUUACUGU
Molecule: messenger RNA, 2189 nt
Organism: Homarus americanus (American lobster)
Lineage: Eukaryota; Metazoa; Arthropoda; Malacostraca; Decapoda; Nephropidae
Product: dynein axonemal heavy chain 3-like
Biological process (GO): microtubule-based movement
Cellular component (GO): dynein complex
Molecular function (GO): minus-end-directed microtubule motor activity; dynein intermediate chain binding; dynein light intermediate chain binding
Source: RefSeq, a predicted model, not a curated record